GGACAGGAAUGAGAGUGUUACUGGAGGAGGGGUGAGGAGAGAGAGGAAGCAUCAUUUACCAUCAAACAUCAUCAUGGAAUCAGUCAUCAGUGUUUCUUCAACAUGUGUGAAGUCUGGACCUCUGGAGAAGAAGUGCUCUUCAGAAGUACUAAACCUCACACACUGAGUUAACUGGACUUUAUGAAAUGGAUUUUACGCUUGAGGACUGACUAUUUUACUUUUUGGAAAAUAAAUAAAUAAAACUGGUUUGGGGCAACUGUAUCUAAACGUAUGUGGGAUUUCAACAGGAGCUCAAACGCCUGGUUAACCUGUUUGGUGUGAACUGUACCACACAAACACAGAGUGGAUCAUGGGACAUCCUCAUAUGAAGACAUCUGAGAUACAAAUGGAAGUUGUGAAUAAAUGAUGGCCGACAAGACUGGGCCCAUGAUAGCCUCUGUGCCAAAUCCCCCAGUGCCAAAUCUCACCACUGCCCUAUGGGAGCCCAAUCCUACGGUUCCUGCCGACCUGGGCGUCGUCACGAGCUCCCAGUCACAGAUCAAAGACCUUUUUGGGUUGUUCUUUAUGGUGACCCUUAACCUCAUUGCUUUGUUGGCCAACACUGGUGUGAUGGUGGCCAUUGCCCGUGCUCCUCACCUGAAGAGGUUUGCUUUUGUGUGUCACCUUUGUGCAGUGGACCUGCUGUGUGCCAUCCUUCUCAUGCCUUUGGGUAUAAUAUCCAGCUCAGCGUUCUUUGGUACUGUGGUGUUUACUGUUCUGGAGUGUCAGGUUUACAUCUUUCUAAAUGUAUUCCUCAUCUGUCUCUCAAUUCUCACUAUCACAGCCAUCAGUGUGGAGCGUUACUUCUAUAUCGUACACCCCAUGCGUUAUGAAGUGAAGAUGACCAUCAACCUCGCUAUUGGUGUCAUGCUCCUAAUCUGGGUUAAGUCAGUCCUUUUAGCUAUGGUCACGAUGUUUGGAUGGCCAGCGUAUGGACAUCAGAGCUCUAUUGCUGCAGCUCACUGCUCUCUCCAUGCGAGCCACAGUCGGCUAAGAAGUGUAUUUUCUGUGCUCUUUAGUGUCGUCUGCUUCCUGGUUCCUGCAGUGGUUAUCUUUGCUGUUUACUGUGCCGUGUACAAAGUAGCUCGUUCCGCAGCCCUGCAGCAAGUCCCUGCUGUGCCAACAUGGGCAAAUGCGAGCCCUGCUAAGAAUCGCUCAGACUCCAUCAACAGCCAGACCACCAUGAUCACCACCACACGCACUCUGCCACAAAGACUAUCUCCAGAGAGGGCCUUCAGUGGAGGAAAGGCUGCCCUCACUUUGGUAUUAAUUGUUGGUCAGUUCUUUGUUUGUUGGCUGCCCUACUUCAUCUUCCACCUGCAAAUGUCUCUGACUGGCUCCAUGCACAGCCCCGGGGACUUGGAGGAGGCAGUCACCUGGCUGGCCUACUCCUCUUUUGCUGUUAACCCGUUCUUCUACGGCCUUUUGAACAGGCAGAUCAGAGAAGAGCUGGUAAAGUUUCGGCGCUGCUGCUUGACCCAGCCGGCAGAGUUUGGGACAUCCAGCCAUGAGGGCUCCCUUCAGGAGAAUUUCCUCCAGUUCAUCCAGAGAACCAGCAGCAGCAUAGUUGAGACCACAUCCAGCUGUGCCAAUACCAAAAACACUAUGGACCAGGGAAUAAAGAUCCCUGGACAAAUACCUGAGGAGCACGCUUAGACAGUGACCAACAACGUGAGUUAUGGACCACAGUGCUAAUAUAUUGGCCAUGUCAGUUUUUUAUGUAAGCUGGACAUUUUUUCUUAACGGAUGAGUUCACUUUUUAAGUCUAUCUUAAAAUAACCUGCCCAUUAAAAUGAUUAUUGGUCACCUGAAUAAUUCCUCCUGUUCGCACUGGCCACGAGAGAUAAUUUAAUAUUUUAUUACAAAAUAAAAACCUCCUAACUUAUGAGUGAGUGCAGUUGGUCUUACAUUGCAUAAUGUGACCAUUGCACAAGCAUACAUUAAUAUUAAUAUUUAAAUGAUCCAUUCUUUUAAUCUAAGUGAUGGAGGAUAAAAUGCACAGUCAUUGUUCUUUGCAAAAAAUCAGUCUGCUGAAUCAAAAAAAAAAAAACUAUACAUCCACAAGGUACAGAAUAUAAGUAUUGCUUUUCCUAAAAGAAAAAAAAGAUAUGUUUGUGAUAUGUCUGCCAGGUUGAAAAUGAUUGUUUGUUUAUUUCUGUGUAAGAUAUCUGACGUGUGAUUGCCGCCAGUGCUAACAAGGCUGGUGAGCCAAUAGUAUCACAACUUUGUUUCGCUGUGUCGUCAGCUAACAAGACUCUUAGUAGUUCGCCAGUUAAUAUGAAAAAAUGGAAAAUGGCUGCGCUUGACGUAGACGCACGUCAAACACUUGGAUGCAUGACCAGGUGUGAACAUUGUUUCUGCAUAUAUUUGUUAGAGUCAGCUGAAGGAGUUUCAACGGCUUUAAAGCCAGGCUGAUGCGGCCACUUCUCUUCUUGACCAGUAAGCUAAGCUUAGGUUUGCUAGUUAGCUAACUGGGAAUCUACACUGACACCGUCCAUGAAAUAUGCAGGUUGUGAAUGGAACCGCCAACCACGAUUUUGUGACGUGAACACGAUGGAAGGGGGAGGAGGAGUGCGCCAUCUAGUGGCUGAAUUAUAUUAAUGUUAUCAAUUGCACCUUUAAGGAUUGUUUUUGCAUAUAACAAUGGAUUUUGUCCCCCAACACUUAUAUAAAGUCUUUGCGGCCAGUAUGGACGGGUAGAUCAAUUACAUCAACCGAUAAUCCUUCCAAUGCACAUAGGGACAUGUCAGUAUUGUUUUAAGAUAGACUUGAUAGACAAAUGUGACCUUAUCCUUUAAAUACAUCUCAAAUUCACAGUGCCUUUCAUCGUAUAAUUCAGGUAGGCUUUCUCAUUUUAGGUCAAGGUGCUGUGCUUGUACUGUAACAUGAAAUAUUAGUGUCAAAUGUUCCCCUGUGCAUAUUUUCCAUUCAUACAAAUGGCCUGGUUUUAAUGAUGUUUGUAGAAAAGGUUUUAUAUGUUUAUAAAUGUGAACAUCUGGAGUGUAACUACAAUAACAAGGUUAUGAUUGGACGGAUAAAUGUUGAAUGUUUUAUUGUUUUUAAUAAGGAACAAUUUGUAUUCAAUAUAAACAUCAGUUGGUUCCACUUCAUCCUUUUUGUCAUGCCAAUAACAAUAAGUAUUUUCAAAUGGGA
Molecule: messenger RNA, 3192 nt
Organism: Cottoperca gobio
Lineage: Eukaryota; Metazoa; Chordata; Actinopteri; Perciformes; Bovichtidae
Gene: gpr61l
Product: G protein-coupled receptor 61-like
Exons: 2
Coding region: 403-1695 (430 amino acids)
Biological process (GO): G protein-coupled receptor signaling pathway
Cellular component (GO): signaling receptor complex; plasma membrane; endosome
Molecular function (GO): G protein-coupled receptor activity
Source: RefSeq, a predicted model, not a curated record